AUGCACCUUGGAACUUUUGCAAAGGAAGACAUUGGGGAGGUUGUGAGAAUAUACUACGCAUCAAUAUGGAUCAUUGAGUAUGCGAUGAUAAUCUACGUUGAUGACUGGUCCCGAAAUGACAACGUUCGAGGGUACAUCAUCAUGCGAGAAGAUAUGGCCUUGAUUUGUGUUCAAUCGCCAACAUGGAAUUCUGAGGUGGCAUUGGUGAUCACAUCAUCGCCAAUCUAUGCUAAGUGGUCGGCCUCCGAAGUCUUAGGUUGUGACUUGUCAGCGAACUAUUGGCAACGGAACCUUCGAGGCUCAAAUUCCGUUUAUCGUUUAUCUUCGAUCUUUCUACUUUUUCAAACGUGCACAGAACGUGAGGAUCUGAAGUACCUCGUUCGUAUCAUAUUUAAAUACCUGCGCUCCGUAGAUCUCGUUGCCCCAGACUCCAAGUCUGCUUGGACCACUGAAAGUAGUGGUUCGGCAGUCGCCCCAACUCCAACUCCAUUACAGUCUGAAUCUUCGGCUGCCCAAAAUUCCACAGUAGCUGCCUUUAAGUCAACCCCUAUAAAAAAUACAUACUCGGGCUCAGGACGUUUCGCCUCUGAAAUUGUACCCAGUGCCAGUCAGGUGAAGAAAAAAAUGGUCGAGAACAUCCGAGAUCACUUUGUGGGGCCUAUGCCAUUCAAUGAACUAUUCGAGCUUCUGCCCGUCACCAAAGAAAGCCUUAAAAUCAAACCUAACUUUUCUAUGGAUUACUUCUCAGGCUUUGUGGUCGACGAAAAAGAGAAUACCAUGUAUGACCCAUUUAUUGAGAAGAUCGCCAAGAUUAACGCUAUGCCUGGGUUCAAAUUGGUCAACACGUCAAAUUAUGCAGAUCGAGCGAUCGUUAAGGAUAUGAAGAGCAAACCCGAUCUGGCGGCAUACAAGGAUACAGUUAACUUAGACAACGUAACCAUCUACCGUGAGAUGGAGCUUGUCUUCGAGUUCAAGCCACAACAAAAUACUGUCGACCCAUUCGAUUCUAAAGCUACCAAGGUCUCAGGUGUUGUAGGGCAAGUCUCUGAGCGUCCUUUUGAGGCUACUCCUAAUGGGCGCUCUCAAUGCCGGGGGCAGAUCACUAACUAUGCCCGAAUCAUGAUGCACCGCCAACACCGUACUCACUGCUAUGUGGUCUACAUUGGGGGGUGCUAUGCCCGCAUCAUUCGCUUUGAUCGCUCAGGAGGACUAGUAUCAGAAAGGAUUAACUUCAAAAAGCGCGGUGAUUUGCUCCUGGACUUCCUGUGGUACUAUUCCCAAACAACUGACGAGGCCCGUGGGCUUGAUACGACUGUACGUGUCUUGCCAAUCGAUGACGUGAAAGCUAUGAUGGCACGAAAAAAGCUGAGCGCCUGGCAACCUGCGAGUGGCAGCAAACGUGUCUAUGCAAUGGAUGUUCCGGAACAAUUUGUGCCAGCAAAGGUCCCUGCGCCCACAAUGCCAACGCCGACUGUUGCUGAUCCAGUCAAAAAAUUGCACACAGUGUAUGUGUGGGGGUCCCUUUCAGAACCCAAUACCGUUAUUGGACGAGCAACGCGAGGAUACCCGGCUUGGGACCCUAGCCGUCCCGAGGGGGAAGACAUUGUUUUUCUGAAGGAUUCCUGGAGAUUGUGUGGGGAAGGUAUGGAAAAGGAAACCGACAUACUUCAGACUUUGAACAGACAUGGUGUCCGAAAUGUACCCAAAUACCUCUACGGCGAUGACAUACCUGGCCAUAGGACAAUCACCCAGGAUUAUACCGAAGCGAAAUGGAAUGCAGGUGGAGUCGCAAAGGAUGUUAUGAAGAGAGUGCACAUUAGAUUCAUUGAAGACGUUGUCGGUCUUCCUCUCUGGGAAUUCGAGAACCCAAGGCAGUUGGUCGUGGCUAUACAUGAUGCUAUAAUUGCUCACCAAGAUGCGUAUCAGCUCUGCGGGAUUCUACACAGAGACGUGAGCUUAGGAAAUAUCCUACGGAGGAGAGAUGGUAAAGGCGGAGUGCUGAAUGACUGGGACCUGGCAGCACGCUACAACAUUGAAACACAUACUCCUCUCAAGGACAAGAGGCAGCAAUCUCGGUCGGGAACGUGGCAGUUCAUGUCAAUAGGACUUCUCCGGGACCCGUCAAAGGUUCACCACUGCAUCGACGACGCCGAGUCUUUUAUUUGGGCCCUUCUUUACUGCACUAUGCGGUAUAUGAAGACCAGCAUUGUGCCUAUAAGGUUACAACCAGUAAUGGAGAGGAUAUUUGAUCAAGUUGACCGAGAUGUCCCAGGCGAAUUAAACAAAGGCGGGGCUGGCAAACAAUCUUUUGUCACCGACGAUCAUUCCAGCUUCAUAGACUUCGUUGUUAGCGACAAUGAACCACUGACAAGCCUGAUAGCUAAACUCUUCAAAAGUAUUAUUUUAGAGUUUCGCAUUCGUCUUGCAGGGUCUCCCAUCCACAUCGACAAACUUAUGAUAGACCACCAAUUUACUCGUGAACAGGCUCAAGAAACAUUUGACCGCGAAACCAACAAACUAGGAGUACAGCUUUAUCAACUUUUGGAAUCUACUUCAAAGGAGUUUCUCAACAAGGAUUGGCCAAUUAAUGCUCCCGGUUGGCACGACUACCUCAAUCCGCCAAAGGCCGGAAAGGGUGAAAAGCAUCCCAGAUCUCCAGCAGCCCAUAUUGAGCCCGAUAAUCCUGUUGACUCCGCGUAUAAUUCUAGUUUGGACGGAUCUCCCUCGCGCCAACCAAGGAAGAAACAGAAGCAUUCCGAUAAUGCGCCAUACCGUCCUUCCGGCUCCGCACCUUAG
Messenger RNA from Psilocybe cubensis, 2796 nucleotides. RefSeq lists its product as uncharacterized. The record is from RefSeq and is a predicted model, not a curated record. The coding region runs from base 1 to 2796 and encodes 931 amino acids. Gene Ontology annotation, biological process: protein phosphorylation. Gene Ontology annotation, molecular function: protein kinase activity; ATP binding. The transcript has 9 exons. Lineage: Eukaryota; Fungi; Basidiomycota; Agaricomycetes; Agaricales; Agrocybaceae.